Molecule: messenger RNA, 1489 nt
Organism: Lolium rigidum
Lineage: Eukaryota; Viridiplantae; Streptophyta; Magnoliopsida; Poales; Poaceae
Exons: 2
Coding region: 1-1440 (479 amino acids)
Molecular function (GO): protein binding
Source: RefSeq, a predicted model, not a curated record
AUGGCGGCGGAACUGGCCGUGCUACCUGAUGAUGUCCUCCUGGAGGUCCUCCAGCGUCUUCCGCUGCACAGCCUGGCCGCGUGCCGGUGGGUCUGCAAGGCAUGGCGCGACAUCAUCUACGGCCGCCUGCGCAGCCGCUUGCUUUCGCCCUCGGUGCGCGGCAUCUUCAUCAACUACGUUAUUUAUAGCGUGUCUGAGUUCUUCUCCCGUCCCUCAGCGGGACCGGCCAUCUGUGGAGGGCUUGACUUCCUGUCCUGCGAGGGCGUCGAGGUCAGGGAUCACUGCAACGGGCUCUUGCUCUGCACCGAUUGGGAAGACGAGUCUUGGUACGUCGUCAACCCAGCCACGCAGGGGUGGGCGCGUUUGCCCCAACGCCCUCCGCCGCACAUGCAGGGACUCGAUCAGACCGCCUUCCUCGCGUUUGACCAAAUCAUGUCGCCACACUACAAGGUUUAUCUGAUACCAUGCGUGCCGUACGGUGAAUUGGGCGACAACAUGUUGCCUGAAGCGGAGUGGCCUCCAGCGUCACACGUGAUGCAUGUGUUCUCGUCAAUGACCGAGCGGUGGGACAAGAAGACGUUUCUCCGGCAAGGGGAAGCUGCGGGGGUCGUCGCCGACAUGGCUUCGAGUCGUUCAUGGUACAAGAAUUAUCAUGCCGUCUACUGGCGAGGUGCACUCUACAUACAUUGCCAGUGCGACUUCGUUAUGAGAAUGUGCUUGUCAAGUUACAAGUACCAAGUAAUUAAAAAGCCUCAUCAGUUCGGCUUAUAUCCUAGUGCUCAUUUAGGGAGAUCAGUCAAAGGGGUGUACUGCGCAAUAUUUCAUACUCGUCAUGGACUCCAGCUUUGGCAUCUCGAUGAAUCCUCGUGCGGUCAAAUCAAAUGGGUGCUCAAACAUGAUACCAAUCUUGCGAGCUUUGACAAAAAGAUCCAUUUAGAUGGGGACGAUAACUAUGCUCAGCAGAUGGACAAGCAGUGGGUCUUACAAGAUGUUAACUACCGCAGGGUGGGCUCUGACUUUGGGUACGAGCCUCAUAGAUGUGAGAAUUGGGUAGCGCCAACGGAAGAGAAAUUUGAAUGGAACUCUGACGACGAUAACAUUCUCGACAUCGAACAUGCCGCCGAAGGGAGAUGGUCAGGGUACAUUGGAUAUCUUGGAUUUCAUCCUUACAGAGAGGUUGUUUUCUUGACUUUAGCACUAGACGGAGCAGUUGCCUAUGAUUGGAAUAGCUCAAAAUUUCAGUACUUGGGCCGUAUUCUUCCAAAAGACUACCAAGAGAUCGCCAUGCAAUGCGCAGGAAUAGAUACAUGUUUUCCAUACACGCCUUGUUGGAUGCACGAGUUUCCAAGAAAAAGUUCGGAAUCUCAACUUGAAGCUGAUGAGCAGCUAUCUGGAAACAGUUUGGAAUCUCAGGUUCAACCUGACCUGCACUUCACCUAGCGUGGCCGCGCACGAGUACCAGCUGCGCAAGCUCCGUGGACGCGUUAAG